Molecule: messenger RNA, 1175 nt
Organism: Aspergillus ochraceoroseus IBT 24754
Lineage: Eukaryota; Fungi; Ascomycota; Eurotiomycetes; Eurotiales; Aspergillaceae
Product: nascent polypeptide-associated complex subunit family protein
Exons: 4
Coding region: 328-795 (155 amino acids)
Cellular component (GO): nascent polypeptide-associated complex; cytosol
Source: RefSeq, a predicted model, not a curated record
CUCCAUCACCACCUCACCCCCUCCUCUAUCUCCAGGUAAAUCCCGCCUAUUCCCUCUCCGCUCCCUCUCAUUCUCCCUCUCCAGACUAUUCCUUUCUUAAGCGUAUACCUUCGCCCCCUCUUGAACUCUUCCCUUCCCCUUCAAAGCCCACUCGCUCCAUCUACCCGUCUGACGUCGUGAGAAAUCCGAGUCUUGGCAGCUCUCUCUUUCCCACACCACACACAUUUCUGCAAAAGACCUUGCCGAAGUUCCACCACAGCUACUGACAUCCUGCUCUUUUUUUUUACCCUCUAGGUUCUAUAACAGACCAAACAAACUUCCGUCACAAUGGAUCACGCAAAGUUGGCUAGGAUGCAGGCGAGCGUGCGGAUUGGAGGCAAGGGUACUCCCCGCCGCAAGGUUAAGAAGGUCCACAAGACCUCCGGCGCCGACGACAAGAAGCUCCAGGCUACCCUGAAGAAGAUGAACGUCCAGCCCAUCCAGGCUAUUGAGGAGGUCAACAUGUUCAAGGAGGACGGAAACGUCAUCCACUUCGCUGCUCCUAAGGUCCACGCCUCCGUCCCCUCCAACACCUUCGCUCUCUACGGCAACGGCGAGGAGAAGGAACUCACCGAGCUCGUCCCCGGUAUCCUCAACCAGCUUGGCCCCGACAGCCUCGCCUCCCUGCGCAAGCUCGCAGAGAGCUACCAGAACAUGCAGAAGAACCAGGCCGGUGCUGAGGGCAAGAAGGAUGACGAUGAGGACGAUAUCCCCGAUCUGGUGGAGGGCGAGAACUUCGAGAGCAAUGUUGAAUAAAUAUGACGCUUUUAAUGAAUUGAAUCCGAAUCGAAUCAAAUCAAAUCAUCCCUGAUAUGAUAUGAUAUGAUAAGAUAUGAUGUGAUGUGAUGUGAUAUCUUCUUCUUCUUCUUCUUCUUCCAUCUUUAUCUGAAAUGAAAAAGUACAAGGCAGGCAGGCUAUUGAUUGCAUAUUACAUCUUGCAUUUUUCUCUGCUUUGUUUGUUUGUUUCCCUUCCUUUCUAUAUUGCUGCACGAGGCCAAGUAUUCGAGGCCUGGGACAGAAGAAUGGUUAGAAAGGCGCUGGCGGUACAGUGAAGAUAAUAGUUUUAUCUCUACUGCACUGGUAUUUAGUACAGACUAGUACUAGUAGUAGUAGUAGUGUAAUGGAAUGAGUUGCGG